This is a messenger RNA of Hypoxylon trugodes, 2922 nucleotides long. RefSeq lists its product as uncharacterized. The record is from RefSeq and is a predicted model, not a curated record. Gene Ontology annotation, molecular function: microtubule binding. Lineage: Eukaryota; Fungi; Ascomycota; Sordariomycetes; Xylariales; Hypoxylaceae. Bases 1 to 2922 code for a protein of 973 amino acids. The transcript is spliced from 3 exons.
AUGGCCGACCAACACCCACGCGUAUCUACGCCCAUCGGCUCGAGAAGCGCCGUCCGACGACACCUUCGCUCGAGUUCCCAAUCCCCGUCUCGUCAUCAACCUCGCAUCGGUGACGAUUUGCUCUCCCAACUUUCCCCUCAUGCCGCAGUCGAUGCCCUUCGAUCUCCUACCGGUCCCUUAAAAAUAUGUAUGGACCGCGCCUCAGCCUCCGAGCAGGCUUUUGCUAUGCGAACCGCAAUUGCUUCCAAGAAAAUACGCGACUGGCUCGAUGAGCUCUCGAGCUGGCCAUGGCCCAAAGAAAAUGGCUCAACCGGCUUCGAGAUGCCCCCUUCUAAGAGGAGGAAGCUCUUCGAACCAGAUACAACGCAAGAUCGCAAGGAAAAGUCUUCCGAAUCCGAUUUGCCCUUUGAUACCGACUACCUUGGCAGCUUACGCGCUGCUGAUGUGGACCGCUAUGAGCUACGGGUGGAGCAGAUACAGCAGGAUCUGGAUGAUCUAGAUCUGGAGGAGAUUAAGAAUCAAGUCCUACACAACCACAUCCUGCCUCUAUCUCGACCUAAUACUCCCUUCGAAGGCGACCGCUCCGCCACGCCUGGCUUGACGCUUGCGAAGAUGGAAGACUUGACUGCGGCCGUCACCGCCAUUACAGUACAGGCUUUGCCUAAUUUAUCCAAGCUAUCAAGGCUUCUCAAUACGUGGACUGUUCGAUUGCUUGUGCUACGGAAAGUCCCGUCCGUACUCGUAAUGAUUGAGGAUGCUGAAGUUGCUCUUCGCUCUGGCUGGAGCGUAAUCGCAUCUGACGAAUCUGGUCUAACAAAACCUAGCGGACAAGAUGGCACUAAAGAAAAGCGACCUAAGCUUUCUAAACAGGAAUUCGACGUAAUGAAGCGCGUUCUACAGCAGAAGGUUACGAAACCCGGCCGAGCCCUAGACUAUAUGUUGGAUACAUUGGAAGGGUCAAUGGACACUCUACCCGAUGAGUGGUUAGAUCGAAUGGAAGAAGUUGAGCGAGACUACGCUAUAUGGGAAACAACGGCGGAACGACAAGUCCUGGCAGGCGAGAAAUCUAACAACGUUUCUCGUACCGAGCCAGAAACACCUCGAUUAAAGAUCCAGGUCCACGGACCGAGUCCGACUAAGGAUCUACCGGAGGAAUCAGAUGCCAACCAAUUCGCGUCGCCUCCAACACCGUCCGAUUACUCACCGGAAGUUACUCCUUCUAAGGGCCCGAUAACCUCUCAUCCGGUACUCUUAAAACGUGCACUUGGCGGACCUUCCCAACGGGGCGCGGUCAAGUUUGCGGUUAACGAACCGACCAAGAAAUCUGUUCCCCAAACUAAUAACUCGAGCCGGCGUAUUACGAUGGUACACGUGAGAAGCGGCCAAUAUCAUCCAAGACUGCCACCCCUAGGUCGUCAAUUGGAGAAAACUAGCAACGCGCAAGCGACCAGGAGCGGGGAGACGAGUCCUGUACUGGGCGAAGUCGACCAGAACAUUAUUCGCAACCCUCCCCAAGAAUCUAAGAAGCUUGGUGUUAAUGAUAAGGAGUCAGCUGUGGAUGAUGAUAUUGAGUCCUCAGUCCUAGAGCCUUCAAUCUUAGAGCCAGUUGAUGAGGAAGGAGAGGAUCUUGAAUUACCCCCCGCUCGCCUUAGAGAGCGCAGAAGUAGUGGGGGGUCUUUGGCUUCUACAGUCAUACAUGGCCCGCCCACUGGUUUGUUCGGGCGGUCUGACGAUAUGCUCUCUCGAGAAGGGUCUAUGGAACCAGAUCUGCCACGUUUGGCGGAUCCCGAUGAGCCGUUCUCAAGCGAUGCUAUUAGUCCUCCCAGCUCACCGCCAUUGCGGUACAAAACGCGGUCUACGUCGGUCACGUUUAAGGAUGUUCCCGAUAUAGCCACGUUGCCUGAGGCAGACAGUACCCCACCACGAAGUCCCCUUGAACCUCCCGAGCUCUUUGAUGCUGAUACUUCGUUCGACAAUGACAGCCUACUUGGCAGCCCUGGCCGUAUGAGCACGGUUAGCUCUCUAAGCGAAGAUGAACAUCUCCAUCAACAAAUCAGUGAACUCCUUGAGACUAUCCCGGCUAAAAUCCGUUUUAAGAGGACGCCUGGUGUCAAUCUGAACCCACCCGAUUUUCAACUUCCCCCGCGACCUAAAUCCAGGACAGACAACACGCGUCGCAGCAAUUCCAGUUUAUCUUCACGCGCUGGAACACCAUUUUCCCGCAGCGGAACUCCUUCGUUCAUGCUAGCACCAGCACGAGACGGCCGCCCAAGGACAAAGAGCAGUCAAGGAAUUAGGGUUUACCACUUGAGCCGGCCUACAGGCGAGCCUCCGCUGAAGCUACUUGUCCGCUGCGUUGGAGAACAUGGAGAGCGAGUAAUGGUUCGCAUCGGGGGUGGAUGGGCCGAUUUGGGCGAAUACCUUCGCGAGUAUGCUUUACAUCAUAGUUCGCGAUCUAAAGGUGAAGGAAAGGUAGAUAUUAGAGAUCUACCGGCCGUGCCCAGCGGCCUAGGGUCAAGUCCGUCAAGUCGACCCGGCUCCGCUUUAGAUACUCCUGCUACGCCCCUCGUCGUCCGGAAAACUAGAAAGAGUCUGGGCGAAGAAGGGGCGCCAAGGUAUCCAAAGACGCCAUUGUCCAAUGCAAGGCAAGAGGAAGAUACACCACCCUCCGAGUCAUCAGCUAGGUCGCGCGCCUCGUCGCGUAUGGAUUGGGAUGAGGAGGAUAGUGCACUUGGGCUAGCUGGUCCAAAAGGCAAGAAAGUCGAUAUGAGUGACGAGAGUCGAGCUUGGGUCGAAAGCGUGAAGGAGAAGGUCCGCAUCGCUAGUGGCGAGCGGGUAGCCCCUCCAGAUCAACGGUUAGACACGAAAUUCGGUGAGAUAGGAAAAGUCGGAGGUACGAAACGGCUGUUUAGGAAAAACUAG